Messenger RNA from Eruca vesicaria subsp. sativa (arugula), 1410 nucleotides. The record is from the annotation of a GenBank genome assembly. NCBI's taxonomy places the organism in Eukaryota, Viridiplantae, Streptophyta, Magnoliopsida, Brassicales, Brassicaceae.
AUGACUCCUGUCUCCACCAUCGUUUCUUUUCUCGCUCUCUUCCUCUCGCUAGUCACGGUUUCUUGUGACGUCAUCAGAUUACCUUCUCAAGCUUCUAAGUUCUUCCACGACGGCGAUAAUUCUUCCGCCGGUACUAAGUGGGCCGUUCUCGUCGCCGGGUCUAGAGGAUACUGGAACUACAGGCAUCAGGCGGAUGUUUGUCAUGCGUAUCAGCUCCUGAGAAAAGGUGGAGUGAAAGAAGAGAAUAUUGUAGUGUUCAUGUUUGAUGACAUCGCAAAGAACAAAGAGAACCCAAGACCUGGAAUCAUUAUUAACAGUCCUAACGGAGAUUGUAAGUUAUGGGCCUCUGAUUACACUGGAGAUGAAGUUAACGUUGGUAAUCUGUUUUCUGUGAUUCUUGGAAAUAAAACAGCUCUUAAAGGAGGAAGUGGUAAGGUUGUAGAUAGUGGUCCAAACGAUCAUAUCUUCAUAUACUAUAGUGAUCAUGGUGGCCCGGGAGUGCUUGGGAUGCCAACUUCUCCGUCUCUAUAUGCAAACGAUCUAAACCAUGUAUUGAAGAAAAAACAUGCUUCUGGAACCUAUAAGAGCUUGGUGUUUUAUCUUGAGGCUUGUGAAUCUGGAAGCAUUUUCGAAGGUCUUUUACCAGAAGGUUUAAACAUUUACGCGACAACUGCAUCAAAUGCAGAAGAAAGCAGCUGGGGUACUUAUUGUCCUGGAGAGGAUACGAGUGUACCGUCCGAGUAUGAGACCUGUUUAGGCGACUUAUACAGUGUUGCCUGGAUGGAAGAUAGUGAUAAACAUAAUUUAAAGACAGAGAGUUUGCACCAGCAAUAUGAACUGGUGAAGAAGAGGACUGCAGCAACUGCUUCGUCUUAUGGCUCUCAUGUCAUGGAGUUUGGAGAUAUAGGACUAAGCAAGGAGAAGCUCGUCCUUUAUUUUUUGGCACAAACCCAGACAAUGAAAACGCCACCUUUGUGGAUGAAAAUUCACUCCGGCCACUUCCAAGAUUUACAAACCAGCUAUCGAAAAGCACCAGAAGGUUCUACAAGAAAAGCCCAAGCUCAGAAGCAAGUCCUUGAAGCAAUGUCUCACAGGCUUCACGUCGACAAUAGCGUUCUAUUAACUGGGAAACUCUUGUUUGGCAUUUCAGAAGGUCCUGCCGUGCUAAACAAAGUUAGGCCUGCUGGAAUGCCGCUUGUCGACGACUGGGACUGCCUUAAAACACUUGUGAGGGCUUUUGAGUGGCACUGUGGAUCAUUGUCUCAGUACGGAUUCAAGCACAUGAGGUCCAUUGCAAACAUGUGCAACGCUGGGAUUCAGAUGGAACAGAUGGAGGAGGCAGCAAUGCAGGCUUGUCCCACUGUCCCGAACAGUCCUUGGAGCUCUCUUCAUAACGGAUUCAGUGCUUGA